AUGGCAAAACGCGACAGCUUGACAGUAUGGCUCCCGAAAGAAAUGUACGGCUCCGUAGAGCCUCUCGCCGACGAUAGAUUCAUAUGGUGCCCGAUGCCCUUCGACAACUCCUUACCAGUCGAACAAACAUCAUUCAUCGACAUGGGCGGAGACGACGAGGACAACGACAAUAAGGAACCCGCACGAAUUCCAGACGAUGACAGACCGAUGAUAGACUACGAGCUUCCCGCCCCGCCGCCCGCGGCCGUAUUAGCGGGGCCGUCGACGGACAUGUCAAUGUCGGAAACCGAAUCCGAAAGAGAGUUUCCGAUGAGACAGAUUAGUCAAAAUCUCGGCCGGGGACGGCGAAGGUCCCGGAAGACAAGACCCGUCCGGCAACAGCAGCACAAGCAUGCCGGGUCCGAGAGCCGAGGGUUUGCGGUACAUUUGGGGUUGAAUCUUGAUAUUGAGGUUACCCUCAAGGCGAGGAUAUUCGGAGACUUGGAAAUUAGCGCUUUCAACGUGCAAAACGUAUUUGAGCGUUUACGACGCGAGGAUAUACACACAGAACUCGCCAAGACUGGCGUCGCCGAAUCGGAUGAGCUUCUGUCAGACAGCAAGCAAUGCUGCAACACAGCCGGUCCGAUGCUGUGGGUUCUCGUACUCUCAGAACACACCAGCACGGAACGCGAUGGCCAAGUCCAAGGCAGCUCAGCUGUCAAUUGUUUCUUCAAGAAAGAAGAGGACAAGGAUCAUCGGAGGUGA
Colletotrichum paranaense is the source of this 744-nucleotide messenger RNA. RefSeq lists its product as uncharacterized. The record is from RefSeq and is a predicted model, not a curated record. The coding region runs from base 1 to 744 and encodes 247 amino acids. NCBI's taxonomy places the organism in Eukaryota, Fungi, Ascomycota, Sordariomycetes, Glomerellales, Glomerellaceae. The transcript is spliced from 2 exons.